Messenger RNA from Eurytemora carolleeae, 1960 nucleotides. RefSeq lists its product as uncharacterized. NCBI's taxonomy places the organism in Eukaryota, Metazoa, Arthropoda, Copepoda, Calanoida, Temoridae. Gene Ontology annotation, biological process: proteasome-mediated ubiquitin-dependent protein catabolic process; multicellular organism development. The transcript has 7 exons. The record is from RefSeq and is a predicted model, not a curated record. The coding region runs from base 87 to 1046 and encodes 319 amino acids. Gene Ontology annotation, cellular component: cytoplasm. Gene Ontology annotation, molecular function: ubiquitin protein ligase activity; zinc ion binding; ubiquitin conjugating enzyme binding.
ACCCAAAUCCGAAUCAUUUCAGAUAAGUUGAUAAAAAAUGAUUGAACUCGGUUUCAACCUGGAUUAAGUUUUUGUCCUGUUAAAGGAUGGACGAGGAUAUCUUGUCUAAUCUAGGACUAGGAGUAGACGGAGCUGAACCUGAUCAGGAGGAUACACAACCACAGGAUACAAUAGAUAUAGAUAAUACAGAAAGGAAGCGUAAAAUAGAGCAGCUAGAAUGGAUGGAAUGCCCAAUAUGUCUGGAUACACCGCGGUCUGGUCCUAUAUACAGCUGCAGGAAGGGUCAUAUUAUUUGCAAGGAGUGCCAGCCUAAAGUAACACAGUGUCCAACUUGUAGAGAUAAACAUAUUGACUGCAGGAGCAUUAUUGCAGAGAAAUUACUAGAAUCAACUCUUAAGGAUACCCCUGUGAGCUGUAAAUACCGUAGUUCUGGUUGUAACAGUGAAGAUUUGGUGAUUAACCUGGAGAGUCAUGAGAUCAGCUGUAUGUUCCGGUCAGUCCGUUGCCCGGCCUUUCACAGAGGGGCUUGUAGCUGGCUAGGACCUCUUAAUAAACUUAUUCAGCAUGUUAUUCUUAAAAAAUGUGCUCAGGUUGUAAAAGCUAAACCUCCCUACUCCUACUUUGUUUCAACUAUUGGAGAUUUUGCCCAGGAUCAGACCGUAUUCUCUAAAAACACCGCAACUCACUGGAAACCAGUCAUGCUUAUAUCACAGGAGGCGCUCAAGUACUUCUGCUACGCAAUUUUCUAUCGUGACGCACAGGGAUACUGGUUUGCGUACGUACGCUCCAUUUCACCACCCAGUACAAUGAAUACUCUGAGAGUUGAAAUUCGUAUAAAGAAGAGUGGAAGUAACGAGGACUGUGAUACUUAUGUUUACAAUGGACGUGUGUCUUCCAGCGAUGCUUCAGAGCAGGAGAUACGGGACAGUGGAAACUACUUGAUGAUGAGGGAUGGGCAAGUGAAGAAGUUUAUGAUGGAGAAAACCAUUAUGGAGUACAAUAUCACCUUGAAACAGAUAGAAGAUACAACACAACCAUUGAACUGAAAUUAUCAUAAAGUUCUUAUACGCAACAACAGAACUUAGAAACUAUCUUGAAGAUAGAACCCAACCACAGAACUUAGAAACUAUUAAGGAUACGACACAACCAUAGAACUUAGAAACUAUUAAAGAUACGACACAACCACAGAACUUAGAAACUAUUAAAGAUACGACACAACCAUAGAACUUAGAAACUAUUAAGGAUACGAUACAACCACAGAACUUAGAAACUAUUAAGGAUACGACACAACCACAUAACUUAGAAACAUUAAGGAUACGACACAACCACAGAAAUUAGAAACUAUUAAAGAUACGACACAACCACAGAACUUAGAAACUAUUAAGGAUACGACACAACCACAUAACUUAGAAACUAUUAAAGAUACGACACAACCACAGAACUUAGAACCUAUUAAAGAUACGACACAGCCAUAGAACUUAGAAACUAUUAAGGAUAUGAUACAACCACAGAACUUAGAAACUAUUAAGGAUACGACACAACCACAUAACUUAGAAACAAUUAAGGAUACGACACAACCACAGAAAUUAGAAACUAUUAAAGAUACGACACAACCACAUAACUUAGAAACUAUUAAGGAUACGACACAACCACAUAACUUAGAAACUAUUAAGGAUACGACACAACCACAGAACUUAGAAACUAUUAAGGAUACGACACAACCACAGAACUUAGAAACUAUUAAGGAUACGACACAACCACAGAAAUUAGAAACUAUUAAGGAUACGACAUAACCACAGAACUUACGAACUAUCUCAAUUGAUCAUGGUCACCUUGGUAAACUAGUUAACCAACUAUUGUCCCAAAAUUUAGUGUGUUCUAGUUAAAUCCUUUUCUCAAAAGUUAAUUUAUUUUUGUUACAAUGUUAGUAUGAUUUAUAAAUAAACCUACUUUUAUUAAA